AUGACCGACUCGUGCUGCUGCUCCCCUUGCUGCCAGCCUACGUGCUGCAGGACCACCUGCUGCAGGACCACCUGCUGCCAGCCCAGCUGCUGCACCACCUGCUGCCGGACCACCUGCUGCCGGCCCAGCUGCUGCGGGUGCGGGGGCGGCUGUGGACAAGGCGGCAGCGGGUCCAGCUGCUGCGGGUCCAGCUGCUGCCAGCCUUGCUGCUGCCGCCCCACUUGCUGUCAGACCACCUGCUGCAGGACCACCUGCUGCCGGCCCAGCUGCUGUGUCUCCAGCUGCUGUCAACCCAGCUGCUGUGGGUCCAGUGGCUGUGGACAAACUUGCUGUGGGUCCAGCUGCUGUCAGCCAGCCUGCUGUACCCCCGUGUACUGCAGGAGAACCUGCUACUUCCCCACCUGCUGCUGCUUGCCUGGAUGCCUAGCCCAGGGCUGUGGAUCCAGCUGCUGCUAG
Molecule: messenger RNA, 456 nt
Organism: Zalophus californianus (California sea lion)
Lineage: Eukaryota; Metazoa; Chordata; Mammalia; Carnivora; Otariidae
Product: keratin-associated protein 9-2-like
Exons: 2
Coding region: 1-456 (151 amino acids)
Cellular component (GO): keratin filament
Source: RefSeq, a predicted model, not a curated record